Messenger RNA from Siniperca chuatsi (mandarin fish), 2166 nucleotides. RefSeq names its product ALX homeobox 1 (gene alx1). The transcript has 4 exons. Gene Ontology annotation, biological process: positive regulation of transcription by RNA polymerase II; negative regulation of DNA-templated transcription; embryonic skeletal system morphogenesis. The record is from RefSeq and is a predicted model, not a curated record. Bases 174 to 1139 code for a protein of 321 amino acids. Gene Ontology annotation, molecular function: RNA polymerase II transcription regulatory region sequence-specific DNA binding; DNA-binding transcription activator activity, RNA polymerase II-specific. Lineage: Eukaryota; Metazoa; Chordata; Actinopteri; Centrarchiformes; Sinipercidae.
AGGAUCUCAUUCUCUUUGGGGCUAUAAAGACGUUGUGCCUUCAAGACAGAGCAAAUUAACUCCAUCGGCGAAUUAUUGCAUUACAAGGCAUUGCUCCGCUCAUCGGUGCGCGUCAGCGAUUAGUUUCUUUUUUUAUGGUGACAUUUGAUUAAAGCGAGCGGAUUACGGUUAAGAUGAUGGAGUAUAUGGAGGAUAAGUUUGCCUUAAAAAGCCAAGCGAUGAAGGCAAGCGAUUACUACAUGGACCAAGUCAUGGAGAGCCUGGACAGCGCGCAGUACUUCACCAAGUCUUCCCCGAAAUGCGUGCAGGCCUUCGGGCUUCAGAGCGGCGAACAUCGCUCCUCGCCCUGCGGAGACCAAAACGCCAAUUACGGUGUGCCAAAAACAGACGACGACACUUUGCACUCGGACCUCGGGAGGUCGAUGGACAAUUGUUGCACUCUUCGGGCGUCUCCAGUGACAACCGGACAGGAGAAAACGGAUUUGGACGACAUGGGAGACAAGUGCGACAGUAACGUGUCCAGCAGCAAGAAGAGGAGACACCGGACGACCUUCACCAGCGCGCAGCUGGAGGAGCUGGAGAAAGUCUUUCAGAAAACUCACUAUCCAGAUGUUUAUGUGAGGGAACAGCUGGCCAUGAGGACGGAAUUAACAGAGGCCAGAGUGCAGGUGUGGUUUCAGAACAGAAGAGCAAAGUGGAGGAAAAGGGAGCGCUACGGGCAGAUCCAACAAGCCAAAACUCACUUUGCAGCCACCUACGAUUUAUCAGUGUUACCGAGGACCGACAGCUACACACAGAUUCCUAACAACCUGUGGCCGAGCCCUGCUCCCGGUGGCUCUGUGGUGUCCUCCUGCAUGCUGCCCCGAGGCUCCCCUCCCUGCGUCACUUCCUACUCGCACUCCCCUCGUUCGGCUGCCAGUGCCACCGACCACGGCUACGUGGGCUUCCCCAAUCAGCAGAACCAGUUUGGCCACGUCUCCCUUAACAACUUCUUCAGUGCAGACUCCCUUCUCACACCGGCCGCCAACGGUCACCAUGCCUUCGAGACCAAGCCCGAGUUCGAGAGGCGCUCGUCCAGCAUCGCCGUGCUGCGCAUGAAGGCCAAGGAGCACACGGCCAACAUCUCGUGGGCCAUGUGAUCAGGGUUCCUGUGCAUGUCUGGAAAGUCUGGAUAAUGUAUGGAAAAAUAAUUUUUAGAAUUUCCAGUUUUUUACAAAGUGUGGGAAUUGCCCAAAGAGUCUGAAAUCAUAUUCAAAACAAGCUGUUUGUCACUCACAGUACAGAUCAGUACAAAUCUACUGAGUCAUAAAAAAAGGGUCUGGAUAAAGUACGUAAAUGGAAAAUAUGUGAGGAUUUGUGGUUCUCAGCUUUUUCUAAAAGCUGCAAGUCAAUAAGCUCAAGCUAGUAACAAAAAAAAAUAAAUAGCCAUAAUGUUUUGUGAGAGAAAAUUAGCUGUGUUUCUGGUCUGAGGCAGAUCUACAGUAGGGUGGACUGGUACUAUCAUUAAAAUACUUAGACAAUCAAGUGGUCAGAGACACUUGAAAGGUGGCGGUGGUCUAGACCUUCAUGUAGCUUAACUAAAGCAAUACAUUCAUAUCAUUCAGACUUUCAGGGUAAUGUCCAGUGCAUUGUUUUACAGCCCACAAACUGUUGUCCUCUGGUCCGACCAGAUGGUUGAUGAACCCUUGUGAUCUGUGGAGGUGAGAGCUGUGAUAUGAAUAAGCUUUCUUUGUUGUUGUUUUUUAAUGGGGGUCGGGAAAUCCUCAGUGUUUCCUCUUUAUCGAGACAGAAUGAAGUGUAAAAGGGAGGGGAAGCAAGAAAAACUCCAGGCUCCAGUGGGAUUCAGUCCCAGUGUGGGUACAUGUGGAUCCAGGGGGAGGGGUCCCAAACCACUAUAGCAUUUCUAAGCACUGUGAAUAAGCUUUUUUUACCUGCGCCUUUCAUCUUCCUCCCUCGUUCCAGCUCAGGACUGAAGAUGAGCAGCGUGGAGACAAACUGACUUGACGUACUGACGUGUCUGUGUGCUUUGCAGCAAAGCUCUGUAAUCUCUGUCGUCUGCCUCUGUUCUGUAUCACAGGUACGCAAUGCAGGCAAAGGAGGCAGGUUUUAAAAUUGUUUGUGUUGUAAAUUUAUCUGAUGGAAGCAUAAUAAAUGAAUGUCACUUGA